Cladophialophora psammophila CBS 110553 is the source of this 327-nucleotide messenger RNA. RefSeq lists its product as uncharacterized. The record is from RefSeq and is a predicted model, not a curated record. NCBI's taxonomy places the organism in Eukaryota, Fungi, Ascomycota, Eurotiomycetes, Chaetothyriales, Herpotrichiellaceae. The coding region runs from base 1 to 327 and encodes 108 amino acids. Gene Ontology annotation, molecular function: oxidoreductase activity. The transcript has 2 exons.
AUGACGCAGAAUGUCCCCAGUGCACGCAAAGAGGAUGUGGAUCUCACCAUCCCUUAUGCUGAGGCUGCUUCCAGGGUCUGUGUAGCAAAUUUGCCCUACAACGUACCCGCCGCCACGGCCGCCGCCACGCUCAUCGUGAAAACCGCUGCUGUUCUGAUGACAAGGAACCUAUUCAUUGCCGAACCGUACAAGAAAUCUCCUCUUAGCGCACUAGCAUUGGGCCCCGUGUUCGAGAAGUCCGGCUUCCCCAAGGGCGAUUUCCAGGUUCUUCCAAGAGACGGUUCGACAGGGACAUACCUUGCAAACAUACGUGGAUUAGGCUGGUGA